Triplophysa rosa is the source of this 500-nucleotide messenger RNA. RefSeq names its product nucleolar protein 14-like. The record is from RefSeq and is a predicted model, not a curated record. Gene Ontology annotation, biological process: maturation of SSU-rRNA. The transcript has 2 exons. Gene Ontology annotation, cellular component: nucleolus; small-subunit processome; Noc4p-Nop14p complex. Lineage: Eukaryota; Metazoa; Chordata; Actinopteri; Cypriniformes; Nemacheilidae. Bases 147 to 500 code for a protein of 117 amino acids.
AUCAUCAGCGGUCGUGCGUGUGUGUUUUCUUCUCUCUGUGCAUGUGUCCAUGUGCGUGUGCCUGUUGGAGCUGUGAGAUUUAAACAUAACGUUAUAUCAGUGAGUUAUGAUUUAUUUCUUUAGUACCUGAUGAGAAUCUGAGUGUUAUGAUGGGAAAACAGAAGCAGAAGUUGAGCAAGAGUGUCUCGGAUAAAGUCCGCAAAUCUAAAGCGGCUCCGGAGAUCCAGAAGAAUCCGUUUGAGGUGAAAAUCAACCGAAAGAAGUUCGAUGUUCUGGGUCGCAAGAGUAAACACGAUGUUGGUCUGCCGGGAGUGUCACGAUCCAAAGCCAUCAAUAAGAGGAAAGAAACUCUCCUGAAGGAGUUCAGACUAAAGACAAAAGCAAUAAGUUCAUUGACAGACGCUUUGGUGAAUAUUGCAGAAAAUCACACCAGAGAGAAAAUACUGCAAGAUUUACACUCGGAGAGGACAGGUAACACAUUUACACCAUCACCACACUGA